Molecule: messenger RNA, 504 nt
Organism: Meloidogyne enterolobii
Lineage: Eukaryota; Metazoa; Nematoda; Chromadorea; Rhabditida; Meloidogynidae
Source: the annotation of a GenBank genome assembly
UGUUGGUCCACUUUACCCCUGUCCCCCUAGGAAUAACUUUUUGAAAAAAUGUGAUGGAUGUUUGAAGAAAUUUAUCAAUGAGGACUGCUUUGACCACCAUCUAAGUUCAGGAUUUUGUCAACAGUCAAAACGCUGUGAGAACUGUGGAGUAAUUUGGGACACAAAAAACAACACCAGAGGAGGAAGAAAUGGUCAUGUUUGUAAUGAAAGAUAUUGUUCAAUAUGUAAUGGGUAUCACGAUCCGAAGCGAGGCUGUUUUAUUAAGCCUUUGGAAUCAAAAGCUCAAAAGCCUUACCGAUUUGUGGCUUUUGACCUCGAGACCAUGCAACAUGUCUCAUCUGGCAACAAAAGGAAUCACCAAGCAAACUUCAUCGCAGCAAGAGUAACCUGUCCUAAAUGUAUUGAAGAGGAGGAGGAGCAGUGUAAUGUUUGCGGGAGUAAUAGGCUAGUCACCUUUUCUGAGCGCCCCUUUUCCAAAACGCACGUGGAUCUUCAGAAAAUCAC